CCCGGAACUGAUAAGACUCACUUCCUGUAGUUUCGAUCUCCGGUAGCUAGCUAGUACCAGCGUGACUUUUAUUAGUUUGAUCUCAUAGGAACAAACGGGAACGAACCGAGCUCAGCUAAUGUUAGCCAGUUAGCAAUAGCAGUAGUUAGCGGCCGCGUUUAGCGGGACAGGCGGCGGCUGUUAGCGGACAAGAUGAGCUCUGCUGCGGCCCUGCACACUCAGCUGGCCACCGUCAUGGAGUCUCUGGUUCAUGCUGCGGUGGCGGAGCUUAAGAAGCUGGUGGAGGGCAGCUCGGCCUUUCUACUUAGCCUGGAGGUCCGCAGUGGCAGGUCCGAGAGGGGCGCCGAAGAAGAGCCACCUCUGUUGGCCAAACUGCAGGCCGACAGCCGAGAGAAGAUGGUGCAGUUUGCUUCCAUCAUGGAGACCCUCGGGAACGAGGCUUUGGGGAAGAUCAUGAACAUCGUGGGUGAAGCCAAACUGCUGGAGGAACUGGAGUCCGGGAGGGGUGGCAAGAGACCACAGACAAGCAUCCUCAACGUUCUCAACAACCCGCGUGUCGAAGUCGAACACUCUUACGGAGUACGACUGGAGAGCUCCGACACACACAGAUCGACUCAGACCAAAUCAGAGGAACCAGAUGGAAAUGAAAAUCAGUUUGUGUUGGCAGUCACUGUUAAAGACGAACACGGCAACAUCGACCUCGGUGCCAUCGCCGAGAGAGCUGAAGUUGAAGCUGCACAGCCGGUGACCUCUGACCUCCAGCUGCAGCAGAAAGUUUCCAGUUCACCAGACUUUGUUUUGCAGAGCGUCACGUGGAAAUACUUCAUGUGCACGUCAUGUGGUAAAUCUUUCACAUCUCAGAGCAACCUGAAGUCUCAUUAUCGCAUCCACACUGGCGAGAAGCCGUUUUCCUGCAGCGUCUGUGGACGAGCUUUCCGUCAGAGGCAGAGUCUGCAGAGUCAUGUGAGGACACACACUGGCGAGAGGCCACACGAGUGUCCUCAGUGCGGCAAGUGUUUCUCCAAGCAGACGCAACUCAAAACUCAUUCCAUCAUCCACACUGGGGAGAAGCCAUACGGCUGCGAUGUGUGCGGCCGCCGCUUCAACCUGCUGCAGAACCUGAACCGACAUGCACACACCCACACCGGCAAGAAGAUCUUUGUCUGCGGCAUCUGCGGUAAAGGCUUCACACGUGCCGUCACACUCAAAACACAUAAGCUCAUCCACACCGGACAGAAACCCUUCAAAUGUGAGCAGUGCCCCAAAACCUUCCGCCAUGCCGUCAACCUCAAGAACCAUCAGAGGAUUCACAGCGGCGUGCGGCCGUUCAGCUGCGACCUCUGCGGGAAGACCUUCCGCCAGUCUGUGAACUUGAAGAUUCACCGGAGGAUCCACACUGGCGAGCGUCCGUUCAGCUGCCAGGAGUGCGGCAAAACGUUCAGCCAGCAGAGCAGCCUGAUCUCUCACGGCCGCACGCAUUCGAAAGAGCGUCCAUUCGCCUGCAGCUCCUGCGACAAGAAGUUCAACAACGCCAACAGUCUGAAGCUGCACCUGCGCGUCCACACCGGAGAGAAGCCGUACACCUGUGACAUCUGUGGGAAGAGCUUCAGCCAGGGCAGCCACCUGAGGACGCACAAGAGACACGUCCACGCUGGCGGUAAGCAGUACAUCUGUGACAAGUGUGGGAAGAGAUACUCGGAUCAACGCAACCUGAAGCUGCACAAGUGCAGCUAUGCAUGAAUGUAACCUCACAGCCCGGAGUCGUGUUUCAGCUGACGCGUUUGGAGUAAAAUUUACAGUUUCAUCAAUGGAGUUUGGAACACUCAUAUGAAAGCACAGCAUAUGAAAACAUUCUUAAUGUUUUGUUCAAAGUAGGAUAAUGGAAUUGUUGAGAGAGACGGUGGGUGUCAGACAGGAAGUACACCUGUUUGAGCCAAUCAGAACUAAUAUGUGUUGAAGUAAGAGGUUCAGAAAUGUAAGCACUACAUUACCCAUGAACCCGGUUUCCAUUGCAAGGGAGACAAGGCAGUCUAGAACUGUCAUCACAAUUGCAUCAUGGGUUAAUUGAUUCAAAUUUCUUACUUUAUCUGGCGAGUCCAACAAAUAUAAACUAGUUAGAGGAACUAAGUCUGUAGCUCUGCGUUCUGAUUGGUGAAAACCGUGACUUUAAGUUAUUGUAAUUCUGUUGGAAAUUGUCACAUUUUCAUUGUCCCAUUUUACAAUUUAAUAAUGAUAUUUUUCAUUUGUUUGUAAAAUAAACAAUAAAAAGACUCUAAAUGAAGAUC
Molecule: messenger RNA, 2285 nt
Organism: Scatophagus argus
Lineage: Eukaryota; Metazoa; Chordata; Actinopteri; Scatophagidae
Exons: 5
Coding region: 193-1740 (515 amino acids)
Biological process (GO): regulation of transcription by RNA polymerase II
Cellular component (GO): nucleus
Molecular function (GO): DNA-binding transcription factor activity; RNA polymerase II cis-regulatory region sequence-specific DNA binding
Source: RefSeq, a predicted model, not a curated record